Messenger RNA from Nakaseomyces glabratus, 657 nucleotides. It is a transcript of the gene CDC8, whose product is annotated as bifunctional thymidylate/uridylate kinase. Gene Ontology annotation, molecular function: ATP binding; nucleoside diphosphate kinase activity; dTMP kinase activity. Gene Ontology annotation, biological process: dTTP biosynthetic process; dTDP biosynthetic process; dUDP biosynthetic process. Lineage: Eukaryota; Fungi; Ascomycota; Saccharomycetes; Saccharomycetales; Saccharomycetaceae. Gene Ontology annotation, cellular component: nucleus; cytosol; cytoplasm. The record is from RefSeq and is a predicted model, not a curated record.
AUGAGAGAGAUGCGUGGGAAGCUUAUACUUAUAGAAGGGCUGGAUCGCACGGGCAAGACUACGCAGGUGGAUGCGCUGGCGGAGAGGUUGCGUGGGUGUGGGCUUAAAGUUGUUGCAGCUAAGUUUCCGAACCGUGAGAGUGAGAUUGGGCAGCUGAUCAACCGGUACUUGACGAACCGGGACUUCCAGCUGCCGGACCAGGCUGUGCACUUGCUGUUCAGUGCGAACAGGUGGGAGUACAUCGAGGAGUUAAAGCAGCAGUUGAACGACGGAUACUGCGUGGUGCUGGACAGGUAUGUGUUCUCCGGAGUGGCGUACUCGGCGGCGAAGGGCACGCCCGGUAUGGACCUGCAGUGGUGCUUGCAGCCGGACAAGGGUCUCCUGAAGCCGGACCUGACGCUGUUCUUGACCAACGAGGACAGGGAGAGUAUAGCCAACAGAGCAGGGUUCGGGGAGGAGCGGUACGAGGACAGCGACUUCCAGUUGAAAGUGAAGCAGAAGUUCCACGAGGCCUUCCACGCAUAUUGCCAGGAGGGAGAACUGCGCACAGUCAACGUCACGGGCAAGGGCAUCGAGCAAGUGAGCGCGGAGAUAUGGGACGUAAUAGAGCCCUUGCUGCACGAAACACGCGCCACCAACGAGUUUAAGUACUUUUAA